UCUCCAGGACGCCCACAGGCUCCGCCCCUUUGGCCACGCCCCGCAUCCCGGGCUGCGGGAGCCGGAAGGAAGUCAGGAAACUUUUAUUAGCUGGGGAGGUGGAGGCCUGCAGCGGGGAAAGGACUGGCUGGUUUCCGCCGCGAGGCAGGGCCAUAGCGGGGGGCACAACGAAGCCCCCCUCUCCCAGCCGAAGGUUAGGCAAAGGCUCCUAGAGUUCCACACAAACCCCACAGGAACGCGGUGACGCCCCGCCGCGUAAUGCGCGGGAGCGCCCACACACAGCCACCGCCCCGUCGCUUCCGCCCCUCAGGAGCAUGGCGGCCGCGCUGCCGGCUCGGAUUGGACGCUGGCGGCCGCCCCUGGACAGUUAGCGACGCGAUUGGCCGCGGCCUGGAUGACGCCAGGGGGCGGGGUCCGGGCCGUGAAUAGGGGCAGCAUGUCGCCGCCCGGCCUCUUGCGCUCUGGGCUGUGGCGGAGACCGGCUAUGAGCCGGUGCGUUUUGGAGCCUCGGCCCCCGGGGAAGCGGUGGCUGGUGGCUGGCCUGGGGAACCCCGGACUGCCCGGCACGCGACACAGCGUGGGCAUGGCGGUGCUGGGGCAGCUGGCGCGGCGGCUAGGUGUGGCGGAGAGUUGGGCGCGCGACCGGCGCUGUGCCGCCGACCUCGCCCUGGCCCCACUCGGGGAUGCCCAGCUGGUCCUGCUCCGGCCGCGGCGGCUCAUGAACGCCAACGGGCGCAGCGUGGCCCGGGCCGCGGAGAUGUUUGGGCUGACUGCAGAGGAGGUCUACCUGGUGCACGAUGAGCUGGACAAGCCUCUGGGGAAACUGGCUCUGAAGCUGGGGGGCAGUGCCAGGGGCCACAAUGGAGUCCGUUCCUGCAUUAGCUGCCUCAACUCCAGUGCAAUGCCGAGGCUGCGGGUGGGCAUCGGGCGCCCAACGAACCCUGAGGCAGUACAGGCCUACGUGCUGGGCUGCUUCUCCCCCUCGGAGCAGGAGCUGCUGCCUCUGUUGCUGGAUCGAGCCACCGACCUGCUCCUGGACCACAUCCGCGAGCGAAGCCAGGGGACCUCAGCAGGUGUCAGCCCCUGACACUAGUAUCCAUGGCUGCCUGCCUGACCGCAGUGCCCACAGACCUGGCCAUGGCCAUAGAGCUGCCACGCCAACCUUGGUAUCCAUUAUUUAUACACUGUUCUCUGGGCUGCUCUGGGCUGCCUACAGAUUAAAGGGGGGGACUGUGGCUAGAACGGUCCGUUGCUGGAG
This is a messenger RNA of Microcebus murinus (gray mouse lemur), 1258 nucleotides long. It is a transcript of the gene PTRH1, whose product is annotated as peptidyl-tRNA hydrolase 1 homolog. Gene Ontology annotation, molecular function: peptidyl-tRNA hydrolase activity. The record is from RefSeq and is a predicted model, not a curated record. NCBI's taxonomy places the organism in Eukaryota, Metazoa, Chordata, Mammalia, Primates, Cheirogaleidae.